AUGUCCUCCUCCCUGGGCCAGCACUCUUGCACCCGUCCCUUUAUCUUGGCGAUUCUUCUGGUGCUGUCCACACUCCUGCUCUUCUACUCUUAUCACACCAAUCUGAACGUUCCUUCGUUUGCCCGAUUUUUCCAAUUGAAUAAAACUCUGUCAUCUACACCCUCAAACGGCACUCUCAAACCUGAAGACAAUCCCACAGAUAAUCCCACAGACAACCCCACUGACAAUCUCACAGUCCUUCUCAUCUGGACUUGGCCUUUUGGAGUCAAGUUUGACUCAAACUGCAGUGUUUUUGGCAUCAAGAAGUGCCUUUUGACAGAUAACCGAAGCCUGUACCACACCGCGGACGGUGUCUUUGUCCAUCACCGGGAUAUACAUGCAGACUUUAUAGAUCUUCGGAAAGUCCCACGCCCUUGGUUUCAGAAAUGGGUGUGGAUGGACAUGGAAUCACCGCAAAACACACGCCCAAUCCCAAUUUUAAACAAUUUAUUCAACAUUACGUGCAACUAUCGAGAAGAUUCCACAGUCCGAAUCCCGUACGGAUACUUGCAGAAACGCAAUGUCAGCAAACCGAUUGUUCCACUUCCAAAUAAAGACAAACUGGUGUGCUGGGUUGUAAGCAACUGGAACAACCAAUAUGCUCGAGUUCGGUAUUACAACGAACUGAAAAAGUACAUUUCAAUCAACAUUUAUGGCCGUGCGUUUCAGAAGCCGCUCUCUGCUGAUGCUCUCGAGGAGGUUAUUUCGAGCUGUAAGUUCUAUCUUGCAUUUGAGAAUUCUGUAUACAAAGACUACAUAACAGAUAAACUUUUUCGCACAAUGAUGUUUGGGAGUGUGCCAAUCGUGCUCGGUCCUCCCAGAGACAAUUAUGAGAAGCAGAUCCCAGCGGAUGCCUUUAUCCACAUCAAUGACUUUGCAAACCCCAAGGAGCUGGCGGAAAGACUGCACUAUCUGGACAAACAUCCGGAGGAGUAUAGGGACUACUUUAGGUGGAGGGCACAGUAUGAGGCAAAGCUGUCCGGGUUUGGAACAGUGCAUGCCUGUAAGUCUUGUAGCCACAUACGAAAGACUAGAUCACCUGAGGUAGUCAGCGAUCUUACAAAAUGGUUUUGGGGCAAGUGA
Knipowitschia caucasica is the source of this 1122-nucleotide messenger RNA. Lineage: Eukaryota; Metazoa; Chordata; Actinopteri; Gobiiformes; Gobiidae. The record is from the annotation of a GenBank genome assembly.